AUGAAGGAGUACAUGCAUCAUGAGGCGUACACAGGCUUGACGGGAGAUGGGGUUUUCGCUGGGGAGCCGCAUGAGCUGUUCGUCGGAGGCGUCCCGGACCCGGCAGACGCCCCCCUUUUCCAGCUGAAGGAUAUCGACAAGGCUACCCUCGACAAAAUACAGCAACGCUACGACUCUGUGCACCCGAGGUUGGAGGUCUUGUAUCCCGACGGGUGCACGCAGCUCAAAGGUCUUGCCUAAUUGGCCACGAUGAAUGUUGUUCCGUUUGCCCUUCUUUGUCAGAGAUAUUCGCUGUACACUAGCAGCAGUACGAUGCUGCAGAUGCCAGGAGGCUGUGUAGCCUACCUCAGAGGUUCACACUCUGUGCGUCUCCAACCGCGAGAGACUUGGAAUGGAAAUAUGAAGAUGCUUUUAUUAGUUGCUAACUCCCGAGUCAGAUGUUGCUGGUACUGAAGUGGAGUGAGAGGAGUGGGCGAGCUUAGGGCUGCACCACUCUUCUCGAAUACCGGACAAAUAAACCAAUCACACGAAAUAUCCAGAAUGCUUCCAGAAUGAUUUCUGGAAGCCCUCCUACGUUCUAGAAGAGUUUCAACUGCAACCUAGAUCUAGAACGCUUCCAGAAGCUUACAGAAGGAACCAGAAGUUUCCAGAAAGACUUCCAGAGGCUACAGGAGGAACCAGAAGUUUCCAGAAGGCUUCCAGAAGCUACACACGUUCUACAUAGAUGUCCCGGUCAACCUUGACCUAGCAUGCUUCCGGAAUAUUUCUAGAACAAGAGAAUACAUGCCAAGAAGAGAUGGAUUCUUUUCUACUGCUACGCAGACUAGUUGCUGCAAUCGUAUUCAAAGGUCAAACGGUGUCCGACUACUGGUGGUCUCGACGCACGAUUUUCCUGACACGACCCCUCGAUCAAGCAACUAUAUCACAAUGGUCGACGGCAUCACCAUAUCCUUGUCUACCUCGACCGCUUCGUUGGCACCGUAUCGAAAAUUAAUGCUUCCGGUAUGGCGGGUAUGGAAGGAAGCUUCACAGAUCUUCGAUCAACACGAGAAGUCCUUAAUCUGCUGAAUGAUGGAGGCGAAUCGGUGCUUUGGGAGGUACUUGGUCGCGAUAUCAGCCAACUGGU
Ectocarpus sp. CCAP 1310/34 is the source of this 1126-nucleotide messenger RNA. The record is from the annotation of a GenBank genome assembly. NCBI's taxonomy places the organism in Eukaryota, Phaeophyceae, Ectocarpales, Ectocarpaceae.